AUGGCAAAACCAGCUGAUCAAUUUUUAAAUACUUUAAAUUCAUAUGCGCUAUUUUAUAAUACCUUCAAUAAUGAUGAUCGUACUAUGAACGACUGUAGUAGCAAUGGUGUAAACCCCCAGGACUUAAAGGGUAAAUUACAUAGUAACUUCGGAGGGUAUGAGAAAAUUAUGCAGGACGCCACGAAAAUCGCGAAGGCUUACUGUUCCGCGUGUGAAAAGAAAGGGCUUCAAACAUGGGGUGAUAAACCUUGUCAUUUCUUCUAUUACUGGGUGGGAGAUAAAUACGGGAACGACUUAGGUAAUAAGUCAUUGUCAGACCUUUUAGAUAAAAUUUACCAGGGGCUGAACGAAAUUACUGAUACGAAGCAAUGCAGAACUUAUUACAAAGAUUUUGACGAAACUCUUGUCAGCCACAUGAAAAGAGUAUAUGAAUAUUACUACGAACAUGCGACCAUAAACAAGCUGUUACUACAGAAUGGGCCUAAAUGUGACGCAAAUUGGUCAGGGUACCUACACGAAGUUUCCUCAGCAUGUGAAUCUAUAAGAACAAGAUGCAAAGGGAAGGAAUACGAAAGUAAUACAUAUUGCGGCGAAUUUAAAAAGAACUAUAUGGUACAUUGUGGUGUAGCGGAAGCGUUAAAUUUGUAUUGUACAGAGGCAGCUGACCUGGACGAAGGUAUGGGACAUUCCUCCAUAAAGCAGAAAUUAGAGGCCGAACGCGCCCGCCUAUCAGAACUGGAGGGCGAGGUGGCAGCAGCAUCCUCCAGAGCAGCAGCAUUAUCCAAAGCGAACGAAGAAAAAUUACGUUCGGCCACCACCACCUCUUCCAUCUCUUCUAUAUUUGGCACACUCGGAAUGACAGUCGUCCCCUUCUUCUUGUAUAAGUAUAAGCCAUGGUCUUCUUUGUUUGGUAACAAUUCUAAUGGAGCAAGAGGAGGAAGAAACAACACAAGAAAGAAAAGAUCAAGUGGACGCGAAUUUGAUGCGUCCACAGAAGACACCUUAACAACAUACACUAUCGGUGAUGCUACCACUAAAUAUGGAACAGAAGUUUCCGCUCCAUCAUACAGAGCUAAGCCUAGAGGAACAACAGGGACAGGAACAAGUAAUGCUAUACCAGGUCAUCACCAAAGAAAUAUUGGUUAUCAUAACAUGUAA
This is a messenger RNA of Plasmodium coatneyi, 1158 nucleotides long. Its product is annotated as KIR protein. Lineage: Eukaryota; Apicomplexa; Aconoidasida; Haemosporida; Plasmodiidae. The transcript is spliced from 3 exons. The coding region runs from base 1 to 1158 and encodes 385 amino acids. The record is from RefSeq and is a predicted model, not a curated record.